Messenger RNA from Torulaspora delbrueckii, 1044 nucleotides. It is a transcript of the gene PEA2, whose product is annotated as Pea2p. The record is from RefSeq and is a predicted model, not a curated record. The coding region runs from base 1 to 1044 and encodes 347 amino acids. The transcript has a single exon. NCBI's taxonomy places the organism in Eukaryota, Fungi, Ascomycota, Saccharomycetes, Saccharomycetales, Saccharomycetaceae.
AUGAGAUGUGAUAUGGCCCUGAUGGGGCGUGCAAACCCUGUGCUUUUCUCUGAUAAUCGUUGUGAUGAGUACCCAAUGGAAUACAGUGAGUUAAAACACUAUUUGGCAACCAAUAGCAUCGAAGACUUCCCAAGGCGGCGUAGCAAGGCUUAUACGCACAUCGACUUUAUGGACCACUUGUUAUACAAGUCUGGGGCGAGCGUGGAUCUCGAUAAGAAGCUGGCGUGUGAAUAUGCUCUGUAUUUGGUGCAAUCGGAGGAAGACGAGCCGGUAAAUUACAAGGUUGAAUCGUUGAUGGCUUUAAAACCUAGGUCUUUGGAGUGGUACGAGAGUGUAGUGAACCUGUUGGGAAGUAUCAAUGCCCCUGAUCUUGAUAUACCAAGGGUGAGUGGUCGUGAUACGCUGAAACGCACCAGGACGUUAGUCAAAACCAAGAGCGAUCUGCAAGAACUAACGUCGUUUGUGCUGUCAAAUGCAAUCAAAAAGGGUAUUGAGCUCGAACCUGUAAAUAUGGAUGACUCCGUUGAAUUCUUGAAGGCGGCCUUUGAGACUAUUUCUACGAGCUCCAAUGAUAAACAAGAUCCAAUGCAAAAGGACCAGUUGGAAACUGCGUUCAAGGAUUUACAACUAGCGCAUAGUUUUCUAACCAAGCAGUUUGAAAACGAUCGAAAUGAAUACUUGGAGAAUAUUGAAAAACUACAAAGGACAAAUAAGGAAUUACAGCAACGCUUACUCGAUUACCAUUCGGAUCUAUCACAGGCAGAGGUUAAGCUACAAGAAACUGAGCGAGAAUUGAAUAACAGCAGGGAAAGACAAAAGAGUUUUCAUAUCACAUCACCCAUCUUUUCCCGUGACUCUUGGAACGAUGCUUCCCCAGUUUCUGCAAAGAGUACAAACAGUAAUACAUACUCGAUACCGAUUAUGAGAACGGAGUUCAAGCGAUUGUUGACCGAGAGUCAAAGGAAAUACGAAAGAGAGUUACAAGAAGAACGUGAGGCUAGAGCAGAGUUGCAACGACAACUCGACAAUUUGAAAAACAACUAA